This is a messenger RNA of Paramecium tetraurelia, 1899 nucleotides long. RefSeq lists its product as uncharacterized. The transcript is spliced from 2 exons. Gene Ontology annotation, biological process: RNA processing. Gene Ontology annotation, molecular function: ribonuclease III activity. NCBI's taxonomy places the organism in Eukaryota, Ciliophora, Oligohymenophorea, Peniculida, Parameciidae. The record is from RefSeq and is a predicted model, not a curated record.
AUGAAGUAAAUUUAAAGUUAAUUUAAUCAUCAACUCAUAGGAAGGAUUCCAAAUCAGUUGAGUAGUUCAUAUAGGAAAAUGAAUGAUCGCAUACUAGCUUAUUAAAAUAAAAUAUAGAUCACCAAGGAUGAUAAUCAAUAUGACAUCUAUCUAAUUACUCCGGGAUAUUUAAAGAGCAACAAAUUACAAUAUAUGUUUAAUUGGAAAAUCAACUUUAUUGAAAGUCGGCUUUGUUAAUUUUCUAAAGAUGAAUUUUAUUAGAUUUAUUUAUACAAUUGCUUCCUUUUCGGAGAUUGCUACAAGGCCAACAGUCUAUCAUAUAUACAAUAAAAAUAUCGACCUUUUGAGUCCUAUUUUGAUAUUAAGAAUGAGAACAGAAAUAAUAUCCUGUUGUACGGGGAAAACAUGAGUGAAUUCAAUUAAUUUAAACUAUCAAAUUCAGCUCAAAAUGAGUUUACAGAUUUUAAUCGAAUUUAUGUUAAUAAAAAAAAUCCGUUUGUAUCCUUUUCAGUAUAUGAUAUCAUAAACAGCAAUGAGAAAGCAAUAUCAUAUUUCUAGAAAUUAGUGCAAUAAAGGGCAUUUUAGAAUCUGGAUGAAGCAUUAUAAUAUUAUGGAGUAACUCUAAAUGAGAUAGAAGGAAUGAAUGUUCAUGAAUUGUUGCAUCUAGAAAAACUCAUUCCUGGGAAUGUGCAAUCCUAUAGAUAAAAUUAUCAGAGUUUCCAUGAAUAUAUAGCCUUUAGCGCAUAUACUUUACAUAUCAAUUAAUUUCAUCGGAAUGUUCCAAAUAUGGCAUUUAGCACAAAUGAAUGUGAUUAGUGUAACUCAGGCAUUCCAUCAGAGUAUUGCACAUCACUCAAACCUAUCCAACCUUUAAAGUAACCUCAAUUAAUACCCAUCUAAUAAUUGUAAGAAUAUCCUCUAGAUUAUAAAACCUAUGAUAUUGUUUGCAUUCUCUUUCAUUCACUAAUAUGCUAAUUCAAGAUUUGGAGUCAUCAAGACUCAGUCGAAAGCAUUCUAAAUUAUCAAGUGGUUGAAGAAGCUAUAGUAACUUCUUCAUCCAAUUUCAAAAGAAACUAUGAAAAUCUAGAACUGUUGGGGGAUUCUGUUUUGAAAUAUGUCGUAACUGUAGAUAUCUUUAGACAAUACGAAUUGUUAGACGAAGGAGAAAUGACAUCCUUAAGAAGUCGGUUAAUUAUGAAUACAUUUUUAGCUUAAUUAUUUGAAUAAUUAGGUCUAUAACACUAUAUAAUCAAUUAGGAUUUGCAUUUCAAAUAAAUUCGAAAUCCUUUAGUCAAUGAUAUGAUUUCUAGUGAUAAUAAACAACUGCAAAUAAGUCAGAAGGCAGAUAUCUAUGAAGCAAUUGUUGGUGGUGUAUUUGAAGUUACUCAAAGUCUCUAUGAAUAUAUUAUUAUUUUGAGACGGACAAACUUUCCUAUAUCUUUCUAUUAAGACAUCCUCUUUGAUUUCGAACCAAUUACAGAAUAUACUGAGCAUAUCGAAAUCAGGGACUAUAAAUUUAAUAAUCCUCAAUUAUUCGAAAUAGCUAUAAAUCCAUUAUAAUAUGAUAGAUUAGAGUUUUUAGGCGAUGCUGCCAUUGAAUUGCUUGUUAUCUCUUACAUUUUUCGAGCAGCAAGGGAAAAACAAUAAAGAAAUCCAAAUUGGAUCUUAAAUCCAGGACUACUAUCUACUUGGAAAUAAUAAUUAUUGGGAAAUAAGUUUAUGGGAGAACAAACUAUUAGGAUGGGUUUAAAACCUCAUAUCAAUGAGAUCCCCAAAUUAUAUGGUGAUAUAUUUGAAAGCGUUGCCGCUGCCAUUCUUCUUGACAGUGGGUGGAAAGGAUUGAACCAAGUUUACGGAAGUUUAUAUAAGAAACAUAUGAAUGAAAUUAUUGAAUAGUGA